Molecule: messenger RNA, 1257 nt
Organism: Adineta ricciae
Lineage: Eukaryota; Metazoa; Rotifera; Eurotatoria; Adinetida; Adinetidae
Source: the annotation of a GenBank genome assembly
AUGGCCGAGUCUAACGCCAAGACUGAUGGUCAGACAAUAGAUGGCUUGAGUACUCUUGUUUCAAACUGCCCGGUUCAACCAUCAUUGCCAAGUGCAGAAAUUCGUAACUCAUUCGAAAUCGUUUUUAUGAACAUCUCGCACACAGAUGUAGAUUUUGCAUUAGGACCUGAUGCAUUCGAAGAUUUGCUCGACCUCUUAGAUUCCGAUGGCGAAGAAUAUUCAUCAGCUAGUCCUUUCUUGUCGAGAUGUUUGGAAAAUAGCACCGAUAUAUUCAGUGCGACAGAAUCAAAUGAUAUGACCAAAACAAUACAAAGUACAGACGAAUGUUCGACGAUUAUCAAAACAAGUAACUCAGUGUUACCUAUUCCUCGUUCAACUGUCGAAAAAUCAACAAACGCGUCACUGGGUCAAGCCAUCUCAUUAUCAAAUUCGGUCGCAGUGACAGAUUUAGCAUCAAAUCCGUUAAAACUUCUUCAUCCACUGGAAUCAACCUAUCGACCACGAUAUAAAAGUGACUAUUUCCCGCAAAAUGGUAUUGUCCGGCGACCACGUUACGUCACUGACGACCACGAAAAUCAUUAUGUUACAUUAAUUAUGCCGCAUGAAUAUAACCGUGAUUUAAAAACAGAAUAUGUCCGUAUUGCUUUGAUCACAACAGCAGUGGGUAACCACGAACAUUAUUACAGUCCAUAUAAAUUUCAAACGAAUCACAACGAUAUGAAAGUGCCUGACCAGAAUCCUAUCUAUUUACCUGUUCAAACAAUCAAUAAUAGUAAUUCCAUGAAACUUCAGCUUGUUUUGAUCAAGUCAAAGUUAGAUCAACUUUAUGACGCCCAACCAUUAAAACCGUUCUCGGAUACGACUGUUACUGUCGGAAAUCUGAUCAGCAACGAGAAAUUAUCAGCGAAAGAAUUAAUUACUAAAUAUCAACUGGACAAAUCCCAUAUAGCUUUCACUUUAUGUACGAAACUACCCAAUGGUUUGUACGAUAUUCAUCCUGAAACAACGGUUAUCUCCUCGAUGAUUACUGAAACCGCAGCAAAAACACCAGCCUCAGCAAGUACCAAGCCAAAGCAGGCGGCAAAGGACCAAGUAAAAAGCAUCAGUUGCCCAAAUUGUAAGCAUUGUUUCAAUCCCAACGAUGUUCCUGCCGUAAAGACAGAAAGGAAACGAAAAGCGCCUGUGGGUCAUUCAUCGCGCACUACUACAGAACGAUCGAAGGCCCGUUGCAUGGCCAAAAAGAGAAAAACAACGUAA